Messenger RNA from Octodon degus (degu), 5022 nucleotides. RefSeq names its product non-SMC condensin II complex subunit D3 (gene Ncapd3). The transcript is spliced from 35 exons. Gene Ontology annotation, cellular component: condensin complex; condensed chromosome, centromeric region. Gene Ontology annotation, molecular function: histone binding. Bases 46 to 4608 code for a protein of 1520 amino acids. Gene Ontology annotation, biological process: meiotic chromosome condensation; mitotic chromosome condensation. The record is from RefSeq and is a predicted model, not a curated record. NCBI's taxonomy places the organism in Eukaryota, Metazoa, Chordata, Mammalia, Rodentia, Octodontidae.
UUUGAAAGUUGAGCACGGCGGUGGCAAGCUGGUGCCUGGGACAUCAUGGUGGCGCUGCGGGGCCUCGGGAGCGGCCUACAGCCCUGGUGCCCGCUGGACCUCAGCCCGGAAUGGGUGGACACAGUGUGGGAACUGGACUUCACGGAGACUGAGCCUUUGGAUCCCAAUGCAGAAGCCCAGAUCAUAGACACGGGAUUGAGUGCCUUCACAAAACUCUAUGAAAGUCUUCUCCCCUUUGCCACUGAAGAACACGGAUGCUCAGAGAGUGUUUGGACUUUCUUCACUGAGAAUAGUGUUUCUCAUAGUACACUGGUGGCCUUAUUGUAUCACUUUGUGCAAAUAGUGCAUAAGAAAGACGCCAGCGUGCAGUAUCGAGAGUAUGGCCUUCAUGCUGCUGGACUUUAUUUUUUGCUUCUAGAAAUACCAGGCAGUGUAGCCAAUCAGGUGUUCCACCCAGUCAUGUUUGACAAGUGCAUUCAGAUUCUAAAGAAGAGCUGGCCCCAGGAAUCUAACUUGAAUCGAAAAAGAAAGAAAGAACAGCCACGGAACACUGAGGUUAAUUCAAGGGGGGCCAGAAAGAGAGGAAGGCCGCGCAGGAAAGAUGAUUCUGAGAUGGACGAAAUUAUAGAAGAAGAAGGUGAUGAAGAAAAUAUUUAUUUUUCUCCUCGGGACCUUUGUCGAAUUCGAAAUGCUAUCUUUGACCUUUUAAAGAAUUUUUUAAGGCUUCUGCCCAAAUUUUCCCUCAAAGAAAAGCCACACUGUGUUCAGACUUGUAUCCAGGUCUUUGUUGCAUUAACUAAUUUCGAGCCAGUUCUUCAUGAAUUUCAUGUUACACAAGCCAGAAACCUUAGCCAAGCAAAAUACAUACCAGAACUGGCCUACUACGGAUUGUAUUUGCUGUGCUCCACAAUUCAUGAAGAAGGAGAUAAGGUUAUUGGCUGUAUUUUCCAUCAAAUCUUAAAUGUAUUAUUGAUGUUAGAAGUAGGCGAAGGAUCCCAUCAUGCCCCUCUUGCGAUCACUUCCCAAGUCAUCAGUCAUAAAAACCAGGCGGUCCAGUUCAUCAGCUCCCUUGUGGAUGAACUGAAAGAGCGCGUUUUUCCAGUUCUUCGUAUUCUGCUGCAGCACAUCUGCGCCAAGGUGACAGAUCGAGCAGAGUAUCGGACCUCUGCCGCCCAGUCUCUUGUCUACCUGCUCAGUAAGCUCCCUUGUGGGGAGUAUGCUACAUUCAUCUCGUGGCUUUACAAAUACUCCCGAAGUUCCAAGAUUGCCCACCGGGUUUUUACUCUCGAUGUUGUCUUAGCUCUCUUAGAGCUGCCUGAAAGAGAGGUGGAUGGCACUCUCCCCUUGGAGCACCAGAAGUUCCUAAGACACAAAUUCUUGGUGCAGGAGAUUAUGUUUGACCGUUGUUUGGACAAGGCACCUACUGUGCGCAGCAAGGCACUGUCCAGCUUUGCCCGCUGUCUGGAGCUGUCUGUUCACAGCACGUCAGAGAGCAUCCUGGAGCUGCUCGUGAGCAAUCCUACAGUUUCAGAAACAGGAAUUCAUCCUGGUACUUUAUCAAGAAUGUCAUCAGCAUUUUCCUGUCAGAAGCAAACAGUCAACCCUUGUGAACCAGCAAAGGAGAGUAAUAGAGACAGCUGCGGUCCCAUGGUUGGGUCUAGAGAAAGAUGUGUGAUGGCGGUGCUGAGGAGGAGGACCCAGGACGAGAAGAGCAACGUCAGGCGGUCCGCGCUGCAGGUGUUAGUGAGUAUUCUGAAACACUGUGACAUCUUGGCUGUGGAGGAAGACCUGACAAUUCUCCAGGCCCACUGUCGGGAUCCUGCCCUGUCUGUCCGGAAGCAGGCUCUACAAUCUCUUACUGAACUUCUUACGGCCCAGCCCAGGUGUGUGCCAGUUCAGAAAGCCUGGCUGUCCGGGGUCAUCCCCGCAGUGAUGGACUGCGAGAGCACAGCGCAGGAGAAGGCCCUGGAGUGCUUGGACCAGCUCUUGCUGCAGAACAUUAAGCAUCGCAGUAAAUUUCAUGAAGGGGACGACGGCCAGGCGCUCGCGUGGGCGCUCCUCACCCGCCUCACUGCUGAAUGCCAGGAACUGAGCCGCUAUCUAAAUAAGGCUUUUCCUAUCUGGUCCAAGAAAGAUAAAUUCUCAUCCACUUUUAUAAACAAUGUGAUCUCUCACACUGGCACGGAACACUCUGCACCCGCCUGGAUGCUACUCUCCAAGAUUGCCGGCUCGUCACCCACGCUGGACUCUACCCAAAUCAUGCAGUCCUGGGAGAAAAUCAGCAGUCAGCAGAAUCCCAAUUCAAACACCUUAGGACACAUACUGUGUGUCAUUGGGCAUAUUGCGAAGCAUCUUCCUGAGAGCACCCGUGACAGGGUGACAGAUGUUGUCAAGUGUAAGCUGAAUGGAUUUCAGUGGUCUCUAGGGUUGAUCAGUUCCGCUGUUGAUACUUUGCAAAGUCUUUGUAGAGCAUCCGCAAAAACACCAAUGGAAGAACAGGAGCGCCUGAGGCAGGUGUGUGGGGACGUGUUGUCCAGCUGUGAGCAGCACCUUUCCAGUGUCGUUCUGAAGGAGGACAGGGCAGGGACUAUGGACCAAGACCUGCUGGUGAAGUACAUCUUUACCUUGGGAGAUAUCGCCCAGUUGUGUCCAGCGCGAGUGGAGAAGCGAGUCUUCUUCCUGAUCCAGUCCUUCCUGGCUUCUUCUGCUGAUUUUGAUCACUUGCUGCCAUCUCAAGGUUCCGGAGAUGCCCCGGCUGCCCCGCUGCCCUCCCAGGUCAGAGGCUCCAUCGUGCCUUCUGUGAUCAGAGCGCACGCCGUCAUCACCUUAGGUAAGCUGUGCCUGCAGAAUGAGGACCUCGCGAAGAAGAGCAUCCCGGCCCUGGUGCGAGAGCUCGAGGUGUGUGAGGACGCGGCCGUCCGCAACAACGUGGUCAUCGUGCUGAGCGACCUCUGCAUGCGCUACACCGCCCUGGUGGACAAGUACAUUCCCCACGUCUCCUUGUGCCUCAAGGACCCCGACCCCUUCAUCCGGAAGCAGACGCUCGUCCUGCUUACCAACCUUCUGCAAGAAGAAUUUGUGAAGUGGAAAGGCUCUCUGUUCUUUCGAUUUGUGAGCACCCUGGUAGAUUCACACCCAGACAUUGCCAGCUUCGGGGAGUUUUGCCUGGCUCACCUGCUACUGAGGAGGACCCCUGCCAUGUUCUUCCAGCACUUCAUCGAGUGCAUUUUCCACUUCAACAGCUACGAGAAGCACGAGAAGUACAACAAGUUCCCCCAGUCAGAGCGAGAGAAGCAGCUGUUUUCACUGAAGGGAAAGACCAACAAACAGAGCCGAAUGAAACUCUACAAGUUUCUUCUGGAGCACUUCACGGAUGAGCAGCGGUUCAAUAUCACCUCCAAAAUCUGCCUCAGCAUUUUGGCCUGCUUCGCUGAUGGCGUGCUCCCUCUAGACAUGGAAGCCAGCGAGUUACUGUCCGAUACCUUUGAGGUCCUCAGCUCCAAAGAGAUCAAGCUUUUGGCAAUGAGAGCCAAGCCGGACAACCUCCUGCUCCUUGAGGAAGAUGAGGUGGCCCUGGCCAACAUCGUCAUGCAGGAAGCGCAGAAGCAGCUCAUCUCUCAGGUCCAGAAGAGGAACUUCAUAGAGAACAUCAUCCCCAUUAUCAUCUCCCUGAAGACUAUGCUGGAGGAAAACAAGAUACCAGCCCUGCGGGGGCUCAUGUACUACCUCAGGGAGGUGAUGCAGGAUUACCGAGAUGAAGUCAGGGAUUUCUUUGCAGUUGACAAACAGCUGGCCUCAGAACUGGAGUAUGACCUGAAGAAGUACAGCGAGCAGCUGACCCCGGAGCAGGAGCUGGCCAAACACGCAGGAGUGGACAGGGGGCCGGCCGGUGACACCAGGGCACAGGCCACACAGGUUGCCCCAGGUUUAGAAGCAGUACCAGCUGCUUUCGGCCAAAAACCAGCCAUGGUUUCUCCAGCCCUGAGCUGGCCUACUGCAGCUGGGUCCAGUGCUAACCACGCGCGGGAAGCUGGGUCUCCACAGAUCUCGGUGCCCAGGGUCGGGACCGUGUCCCUGAGUACCAUCGCAAUCCUGAAUUCUGUCAAGAAAGCUGUGGAAUCCAAGAACAGGCGCUGCAGUCGGAGUGUGGGAGUGCUGCCUUUCUCGCUAAGUCCCAGCAGCCCGGAGAAACCAGACGGCCAUGCGUCUUCCUGCAGUGUAGCGCAAGAGAGCAGCGGGUCUGUGGACUGGAUAACCAAACGAGCCAUCAGCACGCCAGAGAAGUCCAUCAGUGAAGUCACGUUUGGCGCGGGCGUCAGUUACAUAGAGACGUCACAGACCCCUCUCCCCGCCAAAGGCAAGUUCCCACUUUCUUUCUUGCCCCACCCACCAGCUGCCUUUGAAAGUUUGGAUAAAGUGAAUUUGUGUUUCCUUUCAGACAAACCUGAAUCCCAGAGACAAGGAAAUGACAUUUUGUGUUUAUCACUGCCAGAGAAACCGCCUGCGAAGCCUCAGCAGUGGAACGUGACCUCGCCUGCCAGGAGUAAAGGCAGCCCGGCCUCCAGGAGGAGGUCGCUCCGCAAGGCCCCUCUGAAAACAGCCAACUGAAGCGGGAUCGCACUGAGGCCUGACCAGGGUCUGGAGGGUGGUCCGUGCGGUGUGGAGCGGCGGAGGCACUGUGCCCCGCAGUGUACGACCAAAGCCUCCGCGGGGACAAGCGCUCCUGCUCACCUGUGUCUGGCUGGCCAACCUUUUCGACUUUUAUAAAACUUGGGAGUUAAAACAUUUAAAGUAACAGAAAUGCCAGGUUAAUAUUCAAGCUUAAUUGCAUUGGACUGUCAGGUCUCUUCUGAUAAGCUACAAAUCUGGUUUUUAAGGAACACAGAAUACUUCUUUCUUUAUAUCUGAAUUCCUUACAGUACAUAUUUUCCCAUAUCUGAUGACAAAAUUUUGACUAUAAUAUUUUUCUUAUUUAUAAUUACAGUUUUCAAAAUAUUGUACAGCUUUCUAAAGUGAAAUAAU